CCAGGAUAGGAAAAAAAAAACAAUUAAAAAAAUAGCCUUUGGGAACUGUCUUAGAGUAAAAGGCCAGGGGCAGCCAAGUGACCUCCAGCAAGUGGCCUUCAGGCUCCACCCUGCCUGCCGUGAGCCCCGCCCUCACCCUCAGACACCUACGUUCCUGCUCCUGCCCUGCCCUCUUCUCCUGCCCCGCCCUCGGCUCCAUCCCCUGUCCUGGUUCCACCCUGCCACCGGCCUGGAGGGUGGGCCUGCUCUGGCCCGCCCCACCUCUGCCCUGCCCGUGCUCAGCAGCAUGCCCAAGCCCCCUGGCCAAGCUGCCUGUCCCCUGCAGAUCGGCUUCACCACCGACCCACGCAUGGCCCGCUCCUCACCCUACCCCACCGAUGUGGCCCGAGUCGUGAACGCCCCCAUUUUCCACGUGAACGCGGAUGACCCGGAGGCAGUCAUGUAUGUGUGCAAGGUGGCAGCCGAGUGGAGGAGCACCUUCCACAAGGACGUGGUGGUGGACCUGGUGUGUUACCGACGCAAUGGCCACAACGAGAUGGACGAGCCCAUGUUCACCCAGCCGCUCAUGUACAAGCAGAUCCGCAAGCAGAAGCCCGUGCUGCAGAAGUAUGCCGAGGUGCUGGUGUCGCAGGGCGUGGUCAACCAGCCUGAGUACGAGGAGGAGAUCUCCAAGUAUGACAAGAUCUGUGAGGAGGCCUUCACCAGGUCCAAGGACGAGAAGAUCUUGCACAUCAAGCACUGGCUGGACUCCCCCUGGCCUGGCUUCUUCACCCUGGACGGGCAGCCCCGGAGCAUGACCUGCCCCUCCACGGGCCUGACGGAGGACAUCCUCACGCACAUCGGGAACGUGGCCAGCUCCGUGCCCGUGGGGGACUUCACCAUUCACGGAGGGCUGAGCCGGAUCCUGAAGACCCGCGGGGAGCUGGUGAAGAACAGGGCCGUGGACUGGGCUCUGGCGGAGUACAUGGCUUUUGGCUCCCUCCUGAAGGAGGGCAUCCACAUCCGGCUGAGCGGCCAGGAUGUGGAGCGGGGCACUUUUAGCCAUCGCCACCACGUGCUGCACGACCAGAACGUGGACAAGAGAACCUGCAUCCCCAUGAACCACCUCUGGCCCAACCAGGCCCCCUACACCGUGUGCAACAGCUCGCUGUCCGAGUAUGGGGUCCUGGGCUUUGAGCUGGGUUUUGCCAUGGCCAGUCCUAACGCCCUGGUCCUCUGGGAGGCCCAGUUUGGUGACUUCCACAACACGGCCCAGUGCAUCAUCGACCAGUUCAUCUGCCCAGGACAAGCCAAGUGGGUGCGGCAGAACGGCAUCGUGCUGCUGCUGCCCCACGGCAUGGAGGGCAUGGGUCCGGAACAUUCCUCCGCCAGGCCGGAGCGGUUCCUGCAGAUGUGCAAUGACGACCCAGACGUCCUGCCGGACCUUAAGGAAGCCAACUUUGACAUAAAUCAGCUGUAUGAUUGCAACUGGGUUGUCGUCAACUGCUCCACCCCUGGCAACUUCUUCCAUGUGUUGCGUCGCCAGAUUCUCCUGCCCUUCCGGAAGCCGUUAAUCAUCUUCACCCCCAAGUCCCUGCUGCGGCACCCUGAGGCCAGAUCCAGCUUUGAUGAGAUGCUUCCAGGUACCCACUUCCAGCGGGUGAUCCCAGAAGAUGGCCCUGCAGCCCAAAACCCAGAAAACGUCAAGAGACUUCUCUUCUGUACCGGCAAAGUGUACUAUGAUCUUACCCGAGAGCGCAAAGCGCGGGAUAUGGCAGAGCAAGUGGCCAUCACGAGGAUCGAGCAGCUGUCGCCCUUCCCCUUCGACCUCCUGCUGCAGGAGGUGCAGAGGUACCCCAACGCCGAGCUGGCCUGGUGCCAGGAGGAGCACAAGAACCAAGGCUACUAUGACUACGUGAAGCCCAGGCUGCGGACCACCAUCAACCGCGCCAAGCCUGUGUGGUACGCGGGCCGGGACCCAGCGGCGGCUCCAGCCACCGGCAACAAGAAGACCCACCUCACGGAGCUGCAGCGCCUCCUGGACACGGCCUUCGACCUGGACACCUUCAAGAAGUUCUCGUAGAUGCUGCGUGGGCUGCCUGGGCCGCCCUCCACCUCACGACUGCCCCUUGCUUCUCCACUAAAGAAUAGUGCUCCGCGCUGCCCGCACCUCUGCCCGUCCCCGCACCACACGCGCCCCUCGCUCACUUAGGAAUUAGGCUGCUCUCCCCCUCACGUGCUCGGCUGCCCCCCAGGCCAGGUGCUCCCCAGGCUCUGACUUCUGUCCAGCUGAGCAGCCUUCACGGAGGCAGUGGGGAGCGGGAGGAGGAGAGGCAGCCCCCGCAGGCGUCCUGGGAGGGUCAGAUCUGCCCUCACCCCCCCAGAUCACCCCCAGGACCGGCCGCGUGUGGCGUACCCUUGUGCUGGCGGUCCUCGUCACCCAGCAGGGUGGCUUCCUCUCCUCGGGCUGAGCCCCAGGCCCCUCGGAGGAGCCACCACUGUCAGAGGCUUUGUGGGGUGGGAGGGUUCUGUCAGGACCCUCACCGUGCAGUAAGCAGAGGGCACUGCCGAGGGGUGGCUGGUGGAGACGGCCCGAGACUGACCUGCACAGAGAGGGCGGGUCCGCUCUCUUUAGCGUCCACUUCCUCCCCUCGAGAGGGUCCCGGGCCGUGCACAGGGGCCGUGCGUACUCCACCCGCCUGGGGCUGGGUGGCACCCGGGCCCGUGGGGUGGGGUGUGCGUGGCGGGAAGCGCCACCAGGGGCUCUAGGGCCGGGGCGCAGGCUGCUCAUCUGGGUCCUGCCCUCCCUUAACCUCCAGUUCCGCCUCCUUUCCUCUUUCCUUCGACACGAUGGAGACUCCGAAGCAUCCUUCUCUCUGCUGUGCCAAAGCUGGUCAGGAGGGGGAGAGGAGGGGCAGGGGUGAGGGGCGGCACCGGGCCCAGGGGCCAGCUCCCCUGACCUGUCACAGGGACAGAUCUGAUUUAUUUAUUUUGGUUAAAAAAAAAAAAUAACGAAAACAACUUUGCAUUGCAUUUGGCUUGACCCAUAAACUAAGUUAUCCUUGG
Physeter macrocephalus (sperm whale) is the source of this 3045-nucleotide messenger RNA. RefSeq names its product 2-oxoglutarate dehydrogenase complex component E1. The record is from RefSeq and is a predicted model, not a curated record. NCBI's taxonomy places the organism in Eukaryota, Metazoa, Chordata, Mammalia, Artiodactyla, Physeteridae. Gene Ontology annotation, biological process: tricarboxylic acid cycle. The transcript has 13 exons. The coding region runs from base 287 to 2062 and encodes 591 amino acids. Gene Ontology annotation, molecular function: oxoglutarate dehydrogenase (succinyl-transferring) activity; thiamine pyrophosphate binding. Gene Ontology annotation, cellular component: oxoglutarate dehydrogenase complex; mitochondrion.